AUGAGAUUUCCGGUAAUGGACGUCAAAACUGCAUUUUGAGAAAAAUGUGUUUAUAAAAAUUACAUUAUUUCUAUAAUAAUUGCAAAAAUCUACAAACAAACAUGUCAGUUAUAAUCGAAACAUCAGUGGGGUCAAUAACUGUCGAUCUUUUUACUGAUGAAAGGCCUAACUGUAGUAAAAAUUUCCUGAAACUUUGCAAAAUUAAAUAUUAUAACUUCUCGCUCUUCCAUUCCGUCCAGAGUAAUUUGGUUGCUCAAACUGGAGACCCAACUGGCACCGGCAAAGGAGGAGAGUCUGUCUUUGCUGUUUUAUAUGGAGAACAAGCUAGAUACUUUGAUAUGGAAGCUGCCCCAAGAAUCAAACAUAAGCAAUCAGGAUUAGUUUCAAUGGUUAACAACGGUGACGGCAAGCAUGGCUCACAGUUUUUUAUAACUCUUGGAGAAAAUCUUGAUUACUUAGAUAAUGUCCACUCUGUCUUCGGUGAGGUUGUGGAAGGAUUAGAUGUUUUGAAAAAAAUAAAUGAAGUGUAUUGUGAUGAAGAUCAUCGACCAUACCGAGACAUCAGAAUCUAUCAUACUAUUAUUUUGGAUGACCCAUUUGAUGAUCCACCAGGCCUUCAGAUACCUGACAGAUCCCCAGAACCAACGAAAGAAAUGUUGAGUAGCGAUAGGAUAGGAGCAGAUGAAGAAAUUGAUGAUACCAAGGGUAGAACAGAAGAAGAAAUAAAAGAAAUGUUAGAAGAGAAAGAAGAAAAGGCCAAUGCUCAAAUAUUAGAAAUGGUUGGUGACCUUCCUGCUGCUGAUGUAGCACCAGAUGAUAAUGUUCUAUUUGUUUGUAAAUUAAACCCAGUCACAACAGGUGAAGAUUUGGAAAUGAUAUUUUCUCGAUUUGGUAAAAUAAAUAGCUGUGAUGUGAUCAAGGACCAAAAGACUGGAGAAUCACUUCAGUAUGCUUUUAUUGAGUUUGAAAGCACAGCAUCUUGUGAAAAUGCUUAUUUCAAAAUGGACAACGUGUUAAUUGAUGAUCGAAGAAUUCAUGUGGAUUUCAGUCAGUCUGUUUCAAAAUUACGAAAAUCAGGCAAACUGGAUAAAUUUGAUGAUAAAAAGGGUGACAUUCCAUCAAAAUACGUUCUCAAAGAUCAGUCUCGGAAAUCUCACGGUUACGAUUUAGUAUUUGAGAAUGAUGAUGAUGAUAAAAGCAGUUCAAAGCAGCACAAAAAAGGGAAAAAGAAUAAAAAGAAAGAUACUCAUUCUGAUUCUGAUUCAGAUCGUGAGAAAAAACGCCACAAGAAGAAAAAUAAGCAUAAAGAGAAAGCUAAACAACGAAAGCGAUCUCGUUCACGAUCUCGAUCUCGGUCUCAUUCGGCUGAUGGAGAUCGCUAUAGGAAAAAUAAGAGAGAUCGAUCUGGAUCUCCUCAAAGAAAUUAUUCCUCUAAAUAUGGUGAAAAUGAUCGUAGAGACAAUUAUAGAAAUGACAAGAGAGAUAGAGAACGACGGAGAAGUCGAGAUAGAGACUACAGAAGAUAAAUACUAUAUGAUAUGUUGUAUCUAUUAAACAUACAUUAUUCAAGAGCUAAAUCUGCCUAUUACAGGUCUUUCUUUGGGCCUGAAAUGUUAUAUAAACUAUUAAUUAGACAUUUAUUAACAAAACAAGAUCGUAAUCAACUUUCGAAGGCAUCGGAUACUCGAGAGUUUAACUAAAUGAGAACAGUUCGCCAUUUAAAAACUUAAUUUAAAAAUGGAAAAGUGAGGCUGCUAAGUCUUGAAUAUACCAGUGCCGUGGUUACAACUAUGCAGACGUGAAGUAAUUUGGAUGAAAUUUUCAAUAUUUUCAUUUUACAUUAUCUAUUUUUGAGCUAUUAUAGCAAGAAUGGUCAGCUCUUUAUCUAAAUCUUACAUAAUGUAUCUUUAAUUUACAGACAUAUUGUAAUUAUAUUUGUCCAUAUCAUAAACACGACUUUCAUCAUCCAUUUCAUUUUGUAAAAUAAAAAUAUUUAAGGUUUUUGGUUAUCAGUCUUGAUAAAACUGUUGGUUCAAUAUCAUUGUGGAAUAAUAAGAUACCCUAUUCUGAAAUUUCAACAGCAAAAAAAGAAAAUUGAUAUAUUAUUAUUUAAUAGUAAUUGCAGAGGGGACUGCACCACACAUAAUUUACAUAAAAAAAACCAAAUAUACGGACAAGACACAAUACGCAGAAAUCACAAACAAACGAACAAUUCAAAUUAAGUGAAUGGAUAAAAAAAACCAAAUAUACGGACAAGACACAAUACGCAGAAAUCACAAACAAACGAACAAUUCAAAUUAAGUGAAUGGAUCCGGGGGCUAAUCGUAAACAUCCACUGCGCUGUAAGUCCCAGCCCUGUAGUGAUUCAAAAUUAAAAAAUAUUAAUAUAAUGAUUCAAAAAUGUGUAGAAUGGAGUGGACUAAGCAGACUUAGAAAUCAUAAUAAUUUUUUUUUUAAAUUUAAUAUAAAUCACUUUAUAUACAUUCAUAUUACAGUAAUGUGCUUCUAGAACCAUUUUCUUCAUCUUAAUGUUUCAAAGAAUCAAGUCCUACACCCUUAAACUGAUGUUUGUUUACCCAAAAAUAAUCAAUAUUU
Messenger RNA from Patella vulgata (common limpet), 2595 nucleotides. RefSeq names its product peptidyl-prolyl cis-trans isomerase-like 4. The transcript has 3 exons. Bases 102 to 1526 code for a protein of 474 amino acids. Gene Ontology annotation, biological process: protein peptidyl-prolyl isomerization. Gene Ontology annotation, molecular function: RNA binding; peptidyl-prolyl cis-trans isomerase activity. Gene Ontology annotation, cellular component: nucleus. The record is from RefSeq and is a predicted model, not a curated record. NCBI's taxonomy places the organism in Eukaryota, Metazoa, Mollusca, Gastropoda, Patellidae.